AUGGUGUCGGCUCGCGGAAUCCCUCUCCUCCUCCUUGAGUCCAGAAGCAGCCACACACUAUCUUCAUCUCCCCAGCAUUCUUGGCGUUCCCCGUCGCCCUGGCCCGCUUUUCUCCCGUCCACUCUCUCCCCUCGGCCCCCGUCCCCGCCCUGCGAUCGCCGGAGGGAGCGUCGGGGUUCCGGCGCCAGAACCCGGCUCCUCCGAAGCCCCCUCCGGGCCCCGCCGCCCCCCUCGGGCCUCCGGGCCCCCGCCUCCUCCCCUUCGCCCCCACCCAACGGCUGCUGCUUCGGGCUUCGCGGCUCAAAAACAACAGCGGAGGCGCCGCCAGCUCCGCGCUCCGCCACUGCCCAGGGCGGGCGGCACUCAGACCCGCCGCCCUCGGUCCUGCCCGGAGCUGCGGAGUCCAACAAGCCCCGCGCGGGGGCGGCGGUCCGAACACCGGGUGUCCUCGGCAGAUCGACCCGCCCGCGCGCUCCUGCCGCUGCACCCCCGCUGAGCUCCGCCGCGCCCCCAGUCGGCACCGCUUGCCCGCUCGGAUUCGAACCCCGAUGCGGCUCUCACGGGUCCAGGGUGCCCAGUCCUGGAGCCAGCUCGCCGCCGGAGCCCCUGCCGGAGGAAGCGCUCCCUAGUCGCUGCGGCUGUUUCUGGCAAAAGGGUCUGGACCACAGAACAGCUGUGUUUACCGCCCGACCCAGCUCUGGAGGUCUUGCUCUGCCUCGCAGGCUAGGGCACCACUGUAGCCCUAGAUGGCCAAGAUUCCUGCCUGCUCCUGCCUGAAGCCUCCGGAGCCCUGGGGUAGUUACCGUGGUGCCUGCGAAGCGCUCCCACCUGCAGAGAGGGUCAUUUACCCCACCCUCACCCUGCAGCCCAGCAAAGGCCCCCUUUUCCCCUGCCCCAGAGGUUGCCAACAGAUGCCAAGGUUGCAUAUCCCUGGUGCUCUUGGGGUGCCCCAGCUCUCUCAGUCCUUCUCCCUGCUCCCUCCUCCAGCUCAGGAGGUGAUUCUCAGAACCCUGGCCAGGCUGGGGCAGGACAGCUGUCCCUGGCACUGUUGGCAGGGCCUGGGGAAGAAGGGUGGGAGGUGUGGGAGCAAACUACUCUGUGCCCUCUGGUCCCUGCCCUCUGCCAAGCUGUGGGGUAGGGAUGGGGUCACGCUUCUCUGGUUCUGCUGCUGGUAAAGGCUGGCCAGGGAGAUGGUCGAGAGCCCACCCACAAGGUGCCCAAGCAGCCCUGGCUCCAGUGUCUCCCAGUGUGCUGGAGGAGCCCAGGCAGGCUGUUCCCAAGGCGGUGGCCCUGGCUGAGGUUUCGUCCUGGUCUGACCAGGCCCUGCCCCCACGUGGCCACACUCAGAAGCGGAGAGCAGGUCAGGCGUUGAGGAGUCCCAUGGGGAGAAAGGGUGAAACCGGGAAGGGUAGAUGUAGGUCCUCCCUGGGGUGCAGUUCCGUGUCCCUGCCUGGCAAGGGCUUUGGGGGGCUUGGGGAACAAGUAGGGCAAGUGGAGGCCCAGCGGGAAAAAGGUUGAUACUAGAAGGUUUGAGGGCAGUUUUCAAACCAAGUCCAGCUCUGUAGAGCCUUGGGGCUGAUGCCAGGUCCUGGGACCCUGUGCUGGGACUGUAAGUGCGGUGGGCUCGUUCCCAGUGACCUCCUUGGCUUGUCCAGACAGUGAGUGUGGGUUGGCCACAUAGAGGCUCCUACACCGGACAACGGCAUGCUGCUGUCAAGUUCCAAAACCAACUUCAUAGCUGGGGUCUAGGAGGCUAGAGAGGGGCUUUUACCUCCGACUUCUGCUGGGGCUGGGCAGAGAGAGAACCCAUGGAAACUCCAUUUACCCACGAGCCCUGCAGACCCCCAGUGCUUCCAGUGCCUGGAGACCCAUGAGCAGGUGAAUUCCUUAGGGUAAAGGCCAGGCUCGAAAGCCAGAAAUGCUGGUCCUGCAGUGCUGGAGGAAGUGUCUUACUAGACAGCCGUAGGAGGACCCCAAGCCCCAGGGGUUCCCCAGAAACCCACUGAGCAGCAAAACUACCGCGAGGGCCCGCCCUGCACUCCCAGAGUCUACAAAUGCAUUCAGGGCUAGAGGGCUCCUUGGCUUGGCCAGGCUUUGUGCCCGGUGUGAACUGGCAGGGUCAGAGCUGCCCCAGCUGCCCGUCGCAGCCCCUCAGGCCCCAGGGAGCCCUGCUUUGGGCUGUGUGUGCAGGGCAGGAGUGGGCAGGGUGCCUGGCAAGGUGGACUGACCUCAUCCGUUCUCAUCCCUUUCCCUCCCGGUCCUCUGUGCUUUUUGAAUUUGGCUGUAGUCUUUCAGACACUUGGCCUCAGGCUCUGUUGAAUUCCAGGGCCAGUUUUACUCACUCCUCAUCCCCACCUUGUUCCUUUAGGAAAAACUCCGGGUAGCAAAGAAGCACCUAUCCUCUAGUUUCCCAACUGGCUUUCCUGGGAGAUGGGAAAUGCCCCAGGAGGAAUCCAGAUGGCCAGCACUCACCCCACCCCCAUUACCUGGGCCACUGAGUCAGGCCAGGAUGAGGCUGUGGCUCUCUCAGCCCAUUCUCCUGCCCCACACUUGGUGGGAAUGUCUCCCAGACUUGAGCAGCAGGAGGUGGGAGACCACAGGGCCCUGAGGAUGGGUGACUCGGCUCCCACAAGCAGAGGGGACGUGGAGGAGGGCCGCUGGACCCCACACCUAGCAGGGGACUCGAUGGGGGCUGAGUGCUGGAAGGAGCCUGUGCUUGGUCUAGAAUGGCGGGUGUGUGGGGGAGAACAGGCCAGCAGAAAGGUCAUUUCUUCCUUAUUCAGGCCUCUGGAAUGACCCGAAGUGGGCGCUUUCUCCAGCAUCAUGCCUGAGGAUGAUGAGGCCACAGGAAUCCCCCCAGACCCUGGGGUCAAUAUUUCAGGGCUCCUCUUCACCUUCCUCCCACCCCAGGCCUGGGAAAUCUUCCUGUGCACCAGAGUUCUUGGAGAGGACAGGGCACAGUUCCCAGUUCUGGCCCAACGGCGGCAGGGCUUGGUUCCCUGUGGCGCUCAGAGGUGGGGGCCUCCCAAAGCCGAUACCUGAUUCCUGUUCCCAGAUUGGGGAACUGGGAGGAGUGAACUUCCUAGGAAUGUGAGCCAUGUCCCUGAUUUCCAACAAACCCCAGAUGUGUGGAAACGAUGUCUUCUGAGUGCAGAGGGAGCCUUGUCCCUUGCAGAUGGGCUGCUUCCGGGGACUGCCAGGGCCGUGGCAGGCACCAUGCUGUGGCCACCCCAGUGGAGUCCCUUUGCCCGCUUCGUGUCCCGGCAUCCCCACUAGGUGCCUGGCUCUUCUGUGCAGGUGUCGGGGUGUCUGGAGCCCCGAAGUUUUUGUUUUGUUUUGUUAGAGGUGGAGAUGGUGAACCUGAACUCCCUGGGUCUCCGCCCGUUGGGGCAGGAGGGAGCCUAAUCCAGGCUUAACCGGGCUCACUGAGAAGGUGCAGGAAGCGCAGAACGACUCCCGCCCGUGUGCGGCCCACAUUGGGCCAGGGCGCUGCCGCUGGGUGUCUGCAACCGGGAGCGUCCCGGCCGCUGGAAGGAUACAGGGAAUCGGUUUCCCACGCUUUCCCUGUUGAUCUCAGAACCUUUAAAAAGCCGCCAACGAAUGCCGUUGCCCGGAUGCGCUGAGUGUGCCCUGAGCCGUGUGUUCACGCGCGCCCGCAGCCGUGCAGUGGGUCCCCUCCUGCCACCUGCCGCCCCGGGGCCGCCGGCCUGCGCUGGCCCGGGAGGAGCAACUUCGUUACCCACAGCGCCCGCGUCCUGCGGCCGGCGGGGAGCUGCGCGCCGCGGAGGUGGCACGGACCGGCUCCAGAACGCUGCCUGCAUGGACGCGGCCGCUGCCUUCAGCUCCCAGUUCUGGCCGCGCGUGGGCAGCAACGAAAUAGCGAGCCUCGCAGCCUUCCGGGCCCGGCGGCCGCAUUCCGGGAGUAGCCAGGUGGGAUCCCGCCUUCCGCUUCCCCAAUUGCCCAGAGCCCAGGACAGGGGCGGGCGGCCAGGUCACCAAGCGGGUUUCCUGAAUUGGCUGGCUCGGGAAUCCACAUUCGGCUUGCAAGGCCCCCUCCUUCCGUCCCUCCGCUGCGCUCCUUGCCCCACUCUGCCCGCCCUCUUAGCUUGAAAACCAAAUUUUGCCUUUGACCCUGCGAGAUUAAUACCCCACAAGUGAAACCGUGGAGACCGAGCUGCGGUGGAUUUCUUCCCCACGCCUCGGUUUCCUCGUCUGUGAAAUGGGGCCAGGCGCGCCUGCCUCCUCCAGGGGGUUAUUGCAGGGCUGGCUGGGGAGAGUGGCUGGAUGGAAGCCGCCAGGCGAAGGCCCAAGGCCGCCCAUCCCGUGGGCCUCGUUUGCUGAGCGGGGUCAAAGGCCUGCGGGGCAGGGCGUGCCCCACCUGGGCUCCAGAGCCAGCCGCCUGUCCGGGUCUCCUCCCCUCACUCCCGGUCCCCUGCCCCUCCUGGAACUCUCCUCACCCGCUGGGUGAAGGAGGAGGGAAGGCCGACUCCUCCGCCCUGGGGUCUCCAUCCUAACCCUGCCGCAGAGUCUGGCCCACCCUGGGCUUUCCUCUCCAGUCUCUUUGGGUCUCCAGAAGCCUGGAGGUUUCAUGCAGACCCGAACCUGAUA
This is a messenger RNA of Callithrix jacchus (white-tufted-ear marmoset), 4608 nucleotides long. The record is from RefSeq and is a predicted model, not a curated record. NCBI's taxonomy places the organism in Eukaryota, Metazoa, Chordata, Mammalia, Primates, Cebidae.